CGGGCGUUUGUCCCCGUCUCCGGAGGUGUGUCCUGUACGUGACCUUGAUCUAAACACACCGGCGGCGGCAGAUAAACCGAAGCAGGUCGCUGCGUUAACAGCACAUUUCCUCUUCCGAUGCUUAUUGUGUGAUUGACCGACGAGCGUCUGAGCGCAGUGUUGAGCAUGGCGUCGGUUCUGCAGAAGCUCAUCACUCCUCUGUGGAGCGGGCCGCUCGAGCCGCCGAGGAACAAGGUGACGGUGGUGGGAGUGGGGCAGGUCGGCAUGGCCUGCGCCGUCAGCGUCCUGCUGCGGGAGCUGGCGGAUGAGCUGGCGCUGGUGGACGUCGUAGAGGACAAACUCAAGGGCGAGAUGAUGGACCUGCAGCACGGCAGCCUCUUCCUGAAGACGCCCAAGAUCGUCUCAGGCAAAGAUUACUCGGUGACGGCUAACUCUCGGAUCGUGGUGGUGACGGCAGGCGUGCGUCAGCAGGAGGGCGAGAGCAGGCUGAAUCUGGUGCAGAGGAACGUCAACAUCUUCAAACACAUCAUCCCGCAGAUCGUCAGAUACAGUCCUAACUGCAUCCUCAUCGUCGUGUCCAACCCAGUGGACGUCUUGACAUACGUGACCUGGAAGCUGAGUGGCCUGCCAAAGCACCGUGUCAUCGGCAGCGGGACCAACCUGGACUCGGCUCGCUUCCGGUAUCUGAUGGCCGAGAGGUUAGGCAUCCAUCCCAGCAGCUUUAACGGAUGGAUUCUGGGAGAACACGGGGACUCCAGCGUUCCCGUUUGGAGUGGCGCUAAUGUGGCAGGAGUCAGUCUGCAGAAACUCAAUCCAGAUAUCGGCAAAGACACUGACCGAGAGAACUGGAAAGAAACACACAAGAAAGUUGUGGACAGCGCCUAUGAAGUGAUCCGACUGAAAGGCUACACUAACUGGGCCAUCGGCCUGAGUGUGGCCGACCUGACCGAGAGUAUAAUGAAGAACCUCAACCGAGUCCAUCCCGUUUCCACCAUGGUGAAGGGUAUGUACGGCAUCGGCGACGAGGUGUACCUGAGCCUGCCGUGUGUGUUGAACAGCGCUGGAGUGGGCAGCGUGGUCAACAUGAGCCUGACGGGAGACGAGGUCUCGCAGCUGAAGAAGAGCGCAGACAUGCUGUGGCACAUCCAGAAAGACCUGAAGGACCUGUAGCGCUGGCUCGCCACCAACGGCUACUAUUCAAAGCUUCGAACGUUUGAUUGCUGCUAUGACAAGAAAUCAAUCUUGCCUAAGAUUUCUCUUUUAAUAUCCUAGUUGUAAGUUCUUGAAAACGUCUUUUAAAUGAUUUAGGGGAUUGAAUUCGUGCAUAUAAACGAGUAGUUUGCCCAAAAAUGCAGUUUGCUGAAAAUGUACUCCAAGGUUUGUUUCUUCGGCAGAUUUGGAGAAUUGCUCACCAAUCGAUCCUCUGAAGCGAAUGGGUGCCGUCAGAAUGAGAUUACAAACAGCUGAUAAAACAUUGAAAUAAUCGCUAGAUUAUUAUAAUGAUAUUAAUUAGUCUUAAUGAUGGAUUUGUUUCUUGCACAAGACGUUAACUUCAUGGACUGGAGUGAUUUGGAUUAUUAUAAUGUUUUUAUUAGUUGUUGGGACUCUCUUUCCGACGGCACCCAUUCACUUCCAUUGGUGAGCGAAUGAUGGAAUACUACAUUUCUCCAAAUCUGAUAAAGAAACAAACUCAUCCACGUCUUGGAUGGCCUGAGGGUGAGUAAAUAUUCUGCAAAUUAUUUUUGGGCGAACAGUUUUUUUUUCGAAACAAUCAGGAAUUAUAGAAACCCAUGAUUGUCAGUUUAGCACUUUGUGAGACGCAUCUCGGUGUCUGUUCUACAUUACUACAAAUCAAAGGUUUGGACGCACUUGACAGAAUUGAGCAUUUGAUCUUAAAAACCGAUUUGAAAAACAGAAAAUGUUCCAACAUUUAACAAUUUAACUUGAAAAACGAACAUUUUUGGAAUCAAAAUGGAAAUUUGGAGAGGAAAAGCAUCAUCGAGCAUUUAUAUCACACGCUCAGUUGUUUCAUAGCAUCCCAUGAUGCACCUCAUGAAAGUCCAGAAUGAUCAUAGCUAGAAUCUACAAAAAUCAACUUUUAAUUUGCAUCAUGUUUUGAUCAGCAAAUCAAAAAAAAAAGUGUCAUGAAUGUGUCCAAACAUUUGAUCGUCACCAUUACACUUCUGACUGUUGGUUACAGGAACUAGUCAAUGUACUCACUAAACGUCGAAUGAAAGUGCAAAAUGUAAACCACAUGCUAGCAAUAUAUACAAUCUUUACGUAAUAUCUGCACUGAGCAUCGAUGCAAGGCUUUAAAUGUGACGUCUACCACGGUUUAACGCCGGAUAAGUAGACCUGUCAAGGAUAUAAUCCAUUUAUUAAACAGGAUCUUUGCUGGUAAAAAUGUA
Messenger RNA from Puntigrus tetrazona (Sumatra barb), 2408 nucleotides. It is a transcript of the gene ldhbb, whose product is annotated as lactate dehydrogenase Bb. Gene Ontology annotation, cellular component: cytoplasm. The transcript has 8 exons. Gene Ontology annotation, biological process: carboxylic acid metabolic process. Bases 166 to 1170 code for a protein of 334 amino acids. Lineage: Eukaryota; Metazoa; Chordata; Actinopteri; Cypriniformes; Cyprinidae. Gene Ontology annotation, molecular function: L-lactate dehydrogenase (NAD+) activity. The record is from RefSeq and is a predicted model, not a curated record.